Molecule: messenger RNA, 1481 nt
Organism: Hypoxylon trugodes
Lineage: Eukaryota; Fungi; Ascomycota; Sordariomycetes; Xylariales; Hypoxylaceae
Exons: 1
Coding region: 537-911 (124 amino acids)
Source: RefSeq, a predicted model, not a curated record
GGAAAGGCCAAAGUGUAGGUACGCUAAAUUCAGGUAGUCUUAGCGGGUUCUUAGCUAAUUGUAGCUGAACCUUGGUUCUAAUGGUUCCAAUGGCUCCAACGUUGGAGUCCACUGGAUCACCGCCGGUCUUCUUUCUCUCUUCUCUAAUAUUGUAAUAAGACUUUCUCUUUCUUCCCCUGUCAAUGAUCUUUUUCUUCUGCCUCUUCUCCCCCAACCCAACCUCCCAUUCCUAUCCUUUCCUAGGUUAGCUAUAAUACGAGUAACAUAACCGGAGAACACAGGAUUGUUCCCAUUCAUUCGUUUAUACAAACGGGUAGAUUCCGAAUCCACCGAGAGGAACAUAUCGAUCGGUUUUCAUACACACUCCGUUCUCUACUUCACAAGACUCACGCUUUAUACCUACAUAAUAAAAGACGUUGGGACCAAGCCGUGUCACUGGCUCUCCUAUAAUUUGGACCAAGUCAUAAUAGUAUCUGGACGCUACGCCCCAUACUCAAUUACUCGAAAGUAAAGAGGUUGGAACAACGCAAGUCACGAUGCCGAGCCUUAUCGAAAAAAUCCAAGCCAAGAUCGAGAUCUUCCGACUCGAACAGCGGUACACGCGCAACCGCCACCGGCGCUCCGCUUUCAUCAGCAAUGCUAUCUAUGUUGAUGGCGAAUACAUCUACCAGACACCCAAUACUACCGGCUCUUCCACCAACAGCAGCAACUCCGCUUCUUCGAGCGCCGCCUCAUCACCUAUAGAAGAGAACAGGCGUCACAGUGUUGUUAUCGAGCCAGAGACUCGAACACCUACACAGAAGAAGCGAUUAAGCAGAUUCUCAUCCAUGCCCGGUUUCGGAUCUUCAGCGAAAAACAACACCGGCCGAGAUUGGAGACCAAACGAAGUUGACGUAAGCGAAGUGCGGUGAUCGGCAUAUAUUGCCCUCGAAUCGUCAAUCGUCCCAACAAAAGGGGAAAUAAGAGAAAUUAAGAGAAGACAAUGCUAGGCUGGUGUAUAUGGUGUAUUGGGUCUUUGCUGAAGAAUUGCUUCUAUUUGGAUAUACCAAUGAGAGAUUGUGGCUCUAUCCACGACAUACCCUCGCGGGUUCUCACGACAGUCGUUCUUGGCGCAUUUUCUUGCUGUGUAUCAUCAAGCACGGGGUAUCAUUAGAACCUCAAUUGUGCUGGAGCAUUUCGGUAAAAGGGGUGGCGCUCUGAUACGAAUUUUUCAAAUGUAUAUAUUAUCGUUUUGACGACCAGGGACAAAUGAAACGUUAUUCACAAAGCACACGACACUCGUUUUCGUUCUUGGAAGAUUCUAAUAUUGCUUUUAAUUUUACUACACCGUAUUCCUGGUGGUUUAGCUAAGUCGGUGUCUCAAUUGUCAUUCCAUAGGUAGUCUUCAGCGUAGUCUAAGACAAUAAGUUAAACAAUGACGUUCGAAGUCAUCAAAAUGUAUCUACUAGAAGAGAUCUCAUUGCAACGGUACAAGUCCAAGC